Sphaerodactylus townsendi is the source of this 1196-nucleotide messenger RNA. It is a transcript of the gene ISG20L2, whose product is annotated as interferon stimulated exonuclease gene 20 like 2. The transcript is spliced from 2 exons. The coding region runs from base 346 to 1167 and encodes 273 amino acids. Gene Ontology annotation, molecular function: nucleic acid binding; exonuclease activity. NCBI's taxonomy places the organism in Eukaryota, Metazoa, Chordata, Lepidosauria, Squamata, Sphaerodactylidae. Gene Ontology annotation, cellular component: nucleus. The record is from RefSeq and is a predicted model, not a curated record.
GGCGCUUCCGGGAGCGAGGCGCUUCCUUCCUGCCUGUGCGCGUGGAGGAGGGCGGCGAGCGAGAGGAAGGGCUGGACGGGCCGAGGGACACGGGCGCCCCCCCCGCCGCCCCCCCCAACCCUGAGCGGGUCACAAAGGCGCCCCUCCCCCUCCCCCGCGCCAUGCGGGCGCCCCGGCGGGCAGGGCGGGCGGGAUCCGCGGGGGCCUCUCGGUCCGGGCCCCGCUCCCCUCGGCCAGGCCUGCGCGCCUCCUCCCGGGACAGUCAGCGGCGUCCCCGCCAGAUGUGAGGCUCCCUGGGACACCCGGCCUGUGGACAGAAGUGGCAGCCGCUGAUGGUCACCAGCCAUGUCAGAUCUCAUCCUCAAUCUGGACACAGCCCUGCAGGAGUUUCCGAAAAGGGGCGCUGAAGGCAGCAAGAAGCACCAGCGCUUUGUCAAGUGCCGACGUUUCUUGGAGAAGAAGGGCUUCUUGAGACAGAAACAGCUGCCGACGGAGACUGCCCUGCCCAAACGCGAUGCUUCUCGCAAGGGCAGAGAGGCGGAGCGGGAGAGGGGGAAGAAGAGGAAGAAGGCCGACAGCCCCGGGAGCCAAGGUGGGGCAGGAAGGGCGGGCGGCUUUGGGUGUGGGCCCAAAAUGCUUCCCAAGAAAAAUGCCACAUGUGGCAGCAAGACUUCAGAGACCUCUGGCCAGUCUGGAAUCUCUGCAACACCCAGCAAAACAGGAAGCAGCUCUGCGAGGCCCAAAGGGACCCAGAACAACUGCAGUGCGGGCGGCCUUAGCAAGGCUCACCUGUGGAGCGAGUACGACAGCGGCCUCUCCUCAGCGGCAGCCGCGGGCCUGCCCAGCAAAAUGGUGGCCAUUGACUGUGAGAUGGUGGGCACCGGACCAGGGGGGCGGAACAGCGACCUGGCUAGGUGCAGCAUCGUGGGCUACUAUGGCGAUGUGAUAUACGACAAAUACAUCCGGCCAGUUGAGGCCAUCACCAAUUACCGGACACGGUGGAGCGGCAUCCGGAGGCACCACAUGAUGAACGCGGUCCCCUUCAAGGCAGCCCAGAAGGAGGUGAGGGGGCCGCAGAGGCCACUGCUCAGCUUCCUUGCUGGGACUGUCUUGCCAUUUCGGGGUGUUUUCCCCCGGGUUCUGCUGAGUUUCUUAGCUGGGAGCUGAAAGAUAGGACCUCCUAGAUCAAGGGUCUU